Piliocolobus tephrosceles (Ugandan red Colobus) is the source of this 2266-nucleotide messenger RNA. RefSeq lists its product as uncharacterized. The transcript has a single exon. The record is from RefSeq and is a predicted model, not a curated record. Lineage: Eukaryota; Metazoa; Chordata; Mammalia; Primates; Cercopithecidae. Bases 451 to 897 code for a protein of 148 amino acids.
AAAUUGUUAUUAAAUAAAAAUAGUUGAAGAAAUACAACUCAAAUUAACAAUAGCCACAAACAUUGAUUUGAUCCAUGUAAUGAGAACGAGCAGAACCGUAGAGGCAGGGAGUUUACUGUAAAUCUAUAAGAUUUCAGUAAUAAAACAGGAGAAUAUGGAGAAAAACAGCCCAGAUCAACAUAGAGUAAAUGAGUUAAUAGAGGAUCUCAAAGUCGUGUAGCUUUCAGCCUAGGAAGACAAUAAACGGAAGAAACCAAGGACUGAACGUCUAUUUCUUUGAAACUAAUGGAUUUUUUUUUUUAAACUUGCAACAUUAUUUCACACUAGAUCCCUUACCAAGACUGUCACUAAAAAAAAUUAAACCUCUAUUUGGCUCAAAAGUUUACGUUUCAGGAACAAACUAACACCAGUAACCGUGAACAUCAGGUGGUUUCUCUUUGUUGCUUAUGGAUGACACAGCUUUCUUCCCGACCGUCCGCAACUAAUUACAACCCAACUGCUUGCCUAAUGGCCUGUUCCUACCUCCACCUAAACAGUAGUAAAGAAGCGAGGGUACAAGCAGCCCAAAGAGGGUCCUUGCAGACAGAGAGGGGCGUCAGGCAGAGGGUCGCGAGGGUCUGGCUGCGCAGGGGAGAGGUUCGGGGGGACGAGUGGGGCUGGGCGGCUGGGGCCUGCUGGCCGCGUCCCUCGCCCGGAGCCGAGAGAUUUCGGCGGGGCUCGGGGCGCUAUGAAGACCAGAGCCAGACAGUGCCUCUGGCCCGGGUGCCGGGAGAGGCAGCGUGGGGCAAGGCCCGCUUUAUCUCAAACGGACAGGGGACAGCUACGGGCCGGCAGCUCGGGCCUCUGAGGAACGGAGGAAAGGUUGGGGCGCCCGGGCCUGAAGGAACAGGGCGCUGAGGGUCUGCAUGGCCCCUGUGGAGGAUCUGGCGGCGGAGUCGCAGCCCUCCCUGGGGCGCGGGGUAGUAGUGGCAGUUGUGCAAGCCGACAGGCGCCCGCGUCUCGGGGAGGGCGGGCCGGCGGCUGAGGUAUAGAAGAGGAUGAAGGUAGGCCGGAGGGGGGUCCCGGACGCCUCUCGAGCCCCUGCCUCCUUCACCUGCCACGAACACCACGAAGACCGCGCCGCUCCUUUUGGCCGUCGCGAUGGCGGCCGGAAUGGCGCCCUGGAACCACAGCAUCGCUCCCUUCGGGCCCAGCCGCUCGCUCGGUGUGUAGUCUCCGCAGUCCCGGAACCGGCUCCGCCCUCCGUCUUCGUCCGGCUCUGCGGCCCCCGCAACCUCGGCUGGUGCGGCCCCCACCUCCGGCUCAGCACAAGCGCGCAGGCCCGUCAGCGCCACCCGGUGACGCGCGCUAGCGCACGCGAGAACACCCCACGUCACAUGACGCAACCCGUCGCUGUUCGUGCCCCAGGGCCUUCUCUCUUUGGCGAGUAAGUAGUGCGUGCGCGUGCCCGCUAGGCCUCCGGCCGCGCAGUCCAGGAAGUGGAGGAAGGCGGUGGGAAGGAUGACUAACCGCUACGAUACGUCGGCGGCGCCUGCAGUGAGGCAUGAUGGGAAUUGUAGUCCACUUAGGCUUAUUCGCCUCCAUAUUGUGGAGCAUGUAACUGUGGGUUCUGAGGCACGGCUAAAGGGGGCAGUAGUGAGGGCCACUACACAUUCUGUAAAGGGGAGAGGGAGAAAGAGAAGUGUCACUCCGACUGGCAUAUUCUAUUCUCAGCCUCGUUGAGACUCCAACUGUGGAAGAAAUCGUCCUCGCAUGGAACUAAAUGGGCUUUGUAGGGAUUAACUCCGAGGCUUUGCUUUCUUCUGAACGUAGCCCAACCUUGUAGAAACGCAGGAUACACAUCGCAAGUCACCUUCUGUAAUAACCUGUAGUCCAUGUGCCUAAGCGGAGGAAUUGGUAGCACGCAGGCCUUAAGCAAUUUCCUAGACACUGGAUAGAGAUCAUUCCAAAACUUCAAAACCCGUUAGGCUAUUGCCACAGCUACUUUUUAAAGUAACACAAAAGCAGAAAAUAGAUUAUUUUCCAGCUACUUUCCAUGGUAAUACAAAAGAGACUAGAUAGUGAUUUAUUUUCCAAUUUUCUGGGAGCAUGUCCUAUAAUCAAGAUGUGGCGCUUUGUGGUUGGCUGCCAUUAAAUGAAAACUGAUCCAUAUUUCUUUCAUGAAAAAACAUGGUCCGUAAUAACUAUUAGCUAAAGGCUUGCAUGGUUUAUUUACAGUUGCAUAUACUAUUAUGUUAAAUUCUACAUCAAUUAAAUUUAUCUUCCA